Closterium sp. NIES-65 is the source of this 426-nucleotide messenger RNA. Lineage: Eukaryota; Viridiplantae; Streptophyta; Zygnematophyceae; Desmidiales; Closteriaceae. The record is from the annotation of a GenBank genome assembly.
GGGCGCCUAUCUCUAGGGGCGCCUAUCUCUAGGGGCGCCUAUCUCUAUGGGCGCCUAUCUCUAGGGGCGCCUAUCUCUAUGGGCGCCUAUCUCUAUGGGCGCCUAUCUCUAUGGCGCCUAUCUCUAUGGGCGCCUAUCUCUUUGGGCGCCUAUCUCUAUGGGCGCCUAUCUCUAUGGGCGCCUAUCUCUAUGGGCGCCUAUCUCUAUGGGCGCCUAUCUCUAGGGGCGCCUAUCUCUAUGGGCGCCUUCUAUGGGCGCCUAUCUCUAUGGGCGCCUAUCUCUAUGGGCGCCUAUCUCUAUGGGCGCCUAUCUCUAUGGGCGCCUAUCUCUAUGGGCGCCUAUCUCUAUGGGCGCCUAUCUCUAUGGCGCCUAUCUCUAGGGCGCCUAUCUCUAUGGGCGCCUAUCUCUAUGGGCGCCUAUCUCUAG